Messenger RNA from Trichoplax adhaerens, 690 nucleotides. RefSeq lists its product as uncharacterized. Gene Ontology annotation, cellular component: cytoplasm. The record is from RefSeq and is a predicted model, not a curated record. The coding region runs from base 1 to 690 and encodes 229 amino acids. The transcript is spliced from 4 exons. Lineage: Eukaryota; Metazoa; Placozoa; Uniplacotomia; Trichoplacea; Trichoplacidae. Gene Ontology annotation, molecular function: glutathione transferase activity. Gene Ontology annotation, biological process: glutathione metabolic process.
AUGUCCAGCGUUGAUUUUUAUGCUCAUCUUGCAUCACAGCCAUGUCGUGCUGUACAAAUCUUCAUGAAAGCCAACAAUAUCCCUUUCAACUAUCACUUUAUCGAUUUACCGAAAGGGGAACAGUCGACAGAAGCCUUUUUGAAGAUUAAUCCUUUUGGGAAAGUUCCAGCCAUUAAGGAUGGAGAUUUUUGUCUUGCUGAAGGUAUAGCUAUUGUUCAGUAUUUGGCUGCCAAAUAUUCCACGCCUGAACACUGGUAUCCUAAGGAUACUGCAACUAGAGCAAGAGUUAACGAGUAUCUAUGUUGGCAUCAUAGCAACACUAGAGGUGGUGCUGGCGGAGUAUUUUAUAAUGUGGCGAUAAUAGCAAAGGUGAGGCAACAACCCAGGAAUGAAGCUGCCAUAAAGGAAGCCAAAGAAAAAUUAACCUCAGCUCUCAAUAUGUUCGAGAAUUACUUCGUUAAGGAUCGUUCAUACAUUGGGGGUUCUGAAAUUUGUAUUGGUGAUAUAUUUGCAGCUUGUGAAUUCAGUCAGUUAGAUCACCUCGGUAUUGAUAUUGGCAAGAAAAGACCCAACGUGAAGGCAUGGAGAGAGCGAGUUAUUGCAAAGUUGGGAGCACAUUACCAAGAAGCCCAUGAGACUAUAGAUAAUUUUGCUAAACACUUCAACUUCACUACAGAACCAUUUGAGUAA